Molecule: messenger RNA, 711 nt
Organism: Sungouiella intermedia
Lineage: Eukaryota; Fungi; Ascomycota; Pichiomycetes; Serinales; Metschnikowiaceae
Source: the annotation of a GenBank genome assembly
AUGUCAGAAUACUUGGAUCCAUAUUCAAACAUGCAGAAAUACAAGGGUGGCGCCAACCAAUCAUCAUCGACGUCGCCAGUCACAAUCAACCACAACGUGCCCAACAUCAACAUCAGGCAAGACUCAGGAUCUCCAGUAAACGCCGAGUUUCUUAGUAGGUCAAUGGAUAUCAAGAAGCAAUUGUCCCAGUCCUUCCAAGGCACAGGCACCCAGGGAGGAGUCUCAAAGCCACACUCACGUCGAAACCUGACAUUCCAUGCAAAGCUGGAACCUGACGAUGAGAAUGACCCAGACGAGCAGGGAAACGAGAGAAAGCGCCGUGAUAACAUCAAUGAGCGGAUCCAGGAACUCUUGACAUUGAUUCCAGAGAAGUAUUUUCAGGACAACGGACAAGAUGGAACGGGAUAUGACGAGGGAAUGGCCAAGAAUACCGGCACUAAGGAUGGCAAACCUAACAAGGGCCAGGUAUUGUCUAAAUCUGUAGACUACAUCCAGACGCUUCAGAAUUUGAUUGAUGAGAAUAACAGAAAGGAGGUGGAGUUGCAGCUCAAGUUGAAGACAUUGCAAUUGAAGAAACAGGGAAAGGUCAACGUUCCGAUUCAGACGGGGACAACCAGUGCUGAGUUGGCUUUGGGAGAAAUAGGCGUGGGUCCACAUGCUGAGGAGUACUUUAAGCGUGUUCUCAUGGCAGCUAAUGACCGGAGGAAUUAG